AUGCAUAGUAGCUUGGAUGAGCGACCUCUUCACUGUGAGGAGUGCGGUCGAGGUUUCAAUACCCACACCGCGUUAGAGAUGCACUUUUCGUCACAUGAUGAACCUCGGUAG
Molecule: messenger RNA, 111 nt
Organism: Cooperia oncophora
Lineage: Eukaryota; Metazoa; Nematoda; Chromadorea; Rhabditida; Trichostrongylidae
Source: the annotation of a GenBank genome assembly